Malurus melanocephalus (red-backed fairy wren) is the source of this 11470-nucleotide messenger RNA. It is a transcript of the gene BRD10, whose product is annotated as KIAA2026 ortholog. Gene Ontology annotation, molecular function: protein binding. Lineage: Eukaryota; Metazoa; Chordata; Aves; Passeriformes; Maluridae. The coding region runs from base 92 to 6343 and encodes 2083 amino acids. The transcript is spliced from 8 exons. The record is from RefSeq and is a predicted model, not a curated record.
CCCCCCGGGCCGGGGGCAGGGCUGGGGCCGUGGCGGGGCGGUGCGGCGGGGCGCUGAGUGSUGUCUCUGUGCGCAGGUGGCCUCGGUGCGGAUGCGGGGUCCGGGCGAGGCGCAGCGCCGCGGUCUCCGGCCGGUGCCGAAGAGCCGGCCGGGGACGGGAGACAUGGACUCCGAAGGGGACCUCCCGGAGGAUCAGCCCUCGGCCCUUAGGAGUGGGAUGGAGGAGCCCGAGAAGGAGGGAGAUGGUGCGGGAGGGAACACUGCCUGGCAGCAGAGCUUGAAUCCCGAGCUACAGCAGGGGUACCGCAUCCUGCGCGAGUUCCUGCUGGAGAAGUACCGGCCUCUGACGGCGCCGUUCCUGAAGCCCCUCGCGGAUCAGGCAUUUUUGGAGGAGGAAGGCGCUGGCUCCCUCCCUGGCCGUAAGAACAGCCAGUCCUUCCAGCAGUUGCCAGCUGGAAUAUGGCUACUUAAAAUGGAAGAGAAAUUUUCCAGUGGGCAGUACACAGGGAUAGCAGAUUUCGUGUGUGACUUCCGGCUGAUGCUGGAGACUUGUUACCGGCUGCACGGUGUGGAUCACUGGCUCUCCAAACAGGCCCAGAAGCUGGAGAUGAUGCUGGAGCAGAAGUUGGCGCUGCUGUCCCGGCAUUUAAGAGAAAAAACAUCAUUAGCUGUAACGUCUAGAGGAUGCUGUGGGCAGGAGGAUGAGAAAGCAGCAGCAUGCAUUUCUACAAGACGUCGUUCCACGCCUCGCAGCUUAGUGGGCUUGUCAACAGGCAUGUUUGAGUCUGUGAUGGUUCAGGUUCUAAGACAAGAGGAGCAACUGAGAGCAAAAGAGGAAAAGAGGCAGAGAGAUCAAGAAAGAAAAGAAGCAGAAGAAGCUAGUCAGAAAGAAAUAGAAGAAUGGGAAAAAACACUUUUAGCUCAAGCAGCACCUACAAGGAUGGAGACAAUGUGGGAGAUUCCAGCUAUUGGUCAUUUUCUUUGUUUAGCACAACAGAUUCUAAAUUUACCUGAAAUAGUAUUCUAUGAAUUGGAGCGUUGUCUUCUGAUGCCUCAGUGUAAUGUUUUUUUAUCUAAAAUAAUGACUUCGUUGUUAAGUCCUCCUCAUCGUAGAGCUACGUUGCAUCGCAGGCCUACAUUUUCCUACAGGACUUGGGAAGCAGCACUCAGAAAGAAAGUGCAACACUGGUAUACUGUUGUAGGGCAGACUGACAAUCCUAAUGGUGCUGCAGAAAAACUUGGAUUGUGUCCCCAGUUUUUCAAAGUGCUUGGAGAAGUUAAUCCUUUGGAGGAAAAACCAUUUCAUGAGCUACCAUUCUACCAAAAAGUAUGGCUGCUUAAAGGUCUCUGUGACUUUGUGUAUGAAACACAAAAGGAUGUUCAGGAUGCAGUACUAGGUCAGCCUAUCCAUGAAUGCAGAGAAGUAAUUCUUGGUUAUGACUGCUUGGAGAAUGCGUAUGUUCACUUUCCGCAGUUCUGUGGUGCAGAUGUUCGAAUUUACAAACAGAAACCUUUUCAGGCUCCUGAAUUCCCACCUCUUCCCAUCAAAGUCAAAAAAGUGCCACGUAUUAAAUCGGAAAGAGUUAAACAUGAAUGUGGAAGCAAAAGCAAUGGGGAGGUCAGUUCUGCUGGCAAAGAACUGCUGUGUCAUUCCAAGGCAGAAGGAGAGAAAAGUAUGGACUCCAUUGUAUGUCCAGAAAAAAACACCCAUUUAGAUAGCUAUAGAGUCACUACAGAGGAGGUGAAGAUUGACUGUGAAAUAAAAACCUCAAGAGUCUGUGAAGUUGAAAAACCUGGUUGUUACAAAGAAAACUUCAGGAAUUCRAUUACUUCAGGAGCAAUUGUUGAUAUGGAUGGUCACCCUAGUUCAGAAGAAAUAACAGAAGUGGAGAAUGGACAAGGUUGCACUCAAAUGGCCAGAGUAAGAUCUGAGCUGAGUCCAUUCAAAGAGAACACGCUGAAAGCUUACCAAAUGCAUGUCAAUGGCACUUAUGACAAMCAAGACACAAAUUACCAGGAAUCUGCUAAAGAAACAGUGCUAGAGACCUCACUGCAAAAUAACAAGAAACUAAUAAAGAUGCUGGCAAAAAAGAAGAAAAAGAAAAAAAAGAAGUUCAAGGAUAUUCUAAAUGAAAAUCUACAGAGAAAAUUUGAUGACUUGCAAAGAAAGCGUGAGAUUCAUCUUCAUCCAUUUAAAUCAUAUAAAUCUGAGAUCCAGAACAAGUUAUUUAUAAUUAAAAAGAAAGCAAAACAUAAGAAGCACAAGUCUGGAAAAAAGUCACUAGCUAAAAAAGCAAUCACAAAGAAGAGGAAAGAUGUCAGAAAGUCUACCAUACCAGAAUUUCAGCUUAUUUGCACUAAUCUUGAUGAACUCAGGGAAUUAAUCACAAAGAUUGAGAAUGAACUCAAAGAUCUGGAGGACAUUAAAAAGAAAUCGGGAAGAUGGUACCACCGAAAGCAAGCAGUAAAGGAAUUGCAUGGUACGUUGUUACGACUGCUUAAUGAACUGUUACCAUGGGAAUCAAAGCUAAUUAAAGCAUUUCAAAGAAACAGGUCUAGAUUGAAGAAGGACUAUGAUGACUUUAAAAGACAUCCAGACCAUGAUAAAUUUACCAGAGAAUUGUGGAGUAAUGAUGAAAGUGAAGUUGAUUCUGGCAAAGAAUCUUUUGCAGUAGUAUGCGGUAAAUCAUCAGAGUCUGCAGAACAUAUAGAAGUUCCCAAAAAAGAUCACUCAGACAAUGAUGAAAUGAAACUAUUAGAGAUGAAUUUACCUGCAGGAAAAAACAGAAUGCUGAAAAAAGAAUCAGCUUCUAAAGAAAUACAGAAGACACUGUCCAAAUGCAUUAAACGACAGUUCAAGCAAAGUAGUUGUCUGGAUCAAAGCAGUGAUGAGCUUUCACCAAGGAAGAAAGCUAAGCUGAGCACUAAUGAGGCUGUGGACCAGAGUUCAGAAAGUAGCCUGCAGUCAGGUAGUUGUAUGACUGAGCCAAAACAAUUUGAAGGGUCAACUCUAGAGYUGUUUUCCUUGACAGAUCCUUCAACAUCAGCAUCAAACUUUCUGAAAGGGACCAAACCCAUCCAGGCAUUGAUUGCCAAGAAUACUGGGAACAAAGUGACCUUAACAAAUCAACUGUUGCCUACUGCAGGCAUAAACAUAUCAACUUCUGAAAAGUCAGUUUUACCAACUUCAGAAUCAUCAUUGAUCAAACCAGCACUGCCCUGCCAGGCCAAUUCAAAGACUCCUUUACAAAUGGUAUACAAAAUGCCAAAUGGCCACUGUGUACCSAUAGACGUUCCCAACAGCUCAGUGAAAAUUCAAAUGCAAGCUAUGAUGGAUCCUAAAACUGGAGAAAAAGUCAUGCAACAAGUUCUUAUUUUACCUAAGAAUUUUCUUCUUCAGCAGAAGGAAGAAAAAAAUGCAUCCAAGGACAUUCAGUCACUACAACAAAAAUCACUUGAGAUGCAUUGUACAUCUUUACCAAAAAUGUCCAAUGUCAGUGUUCUGGUAACAGGCCCUGCAAAUGUCACUCAGUCACCCACUACAAUUAGCAAGAAUAGUACUCACUCGUCACCAGUGACUGGUCCCAUGAACACUAUACAACCAUUGCCUGAAGUAACUUCGGCAGAUAGGUUACUUUCAUCAGCAGUUAAGGUAAGGCAAACUGAAAAUAACAAAAUCAAGACUACAGUUUCGACUCCUACAUUGCCUGUAUCUGUGGCUUCACCUACUCUCUCUGCAGCUAGCCAGUCCUUGACACCAGCAACAGCAUUAAGUGCAUCUACAAACACUGAUUCUGCCUGUCAUAGUCUUGCACCACAACAGCAAGYUGACUCCCUUGAAACUAAGCAAGAGCUGAAGACGGUGUGUGUACGAGAAUCGCAAUCUAUUCUGGUCACAACACGAGGCGGAAACACCGGAAUUGUUAAAGUGCAAACAAACCCAGAUCAGAUUUCACCUAGUAGUUUAUGUUCUAGUUCAGUUUUCACUUAUGCAUCUCAACUUCAGGCCUUUCUUGUUCCAAAAACCACUGCAGUAUCGUGCUCUAGUGUUCCACCGGUAGCAACAGCCACAUCUGGUCUCUCACAUACUGGACAACCRUCUCCUUCUGGAUUUGUCCCCUCAACAGCUUCCUCUAUCAACAUUCCAGCUCUCCAUGCUGAUUUUACCAAGGCAAUGGAGAAAAAUAUCAAAUUCACACAACAGCAGCCAACUGUUCGGGACGCUUCGAGUCAAGUAAGAGAGCACUCCCGCCAUGUGUCUUCUUUAUCCUCCAUUUCAUUAGCUAGUAAUUUGGUAUCUGCAACUCCAAAUCCAAACAGUCCUGUUAGUGUGACUAGCCUUGGACAAAGUAAUUCUGUUAAGACACCAAACUCUUCUGUGCAGCAUCAAGGGGAUACUAAAACCAAAACACAAUUUAUUACACAAUCUGAGCCUAAUUGUGCAACAAAUGGAGAUUUAAUCAGUGGUACUGCAGUCCAGAAAUUUGCAUUAAUCACAAAUCCAACUAUUUUAUCUCCCUCUGGGGCAUCAGGGGUCAAUAUUAUACCCUCUCCAGCAUCCACUGCUGUUAAUGCUCAGAAGCUAGUUCUUAUUAACACACAAAUUGCCAAUGGCACAUCAACCACCAAUCUAGUUGCAGAGUCAUUGAAACAGAAUCUUCCUUCUUCCCUAACGAAAACCCUUGUAAGUGCCACAGAGCAACCACAGUUGGUUUUGAUCCCAUCUACCAUAGGAGCACCAGUCAGAAUUAAUUCAUCACCAACUAUUGCUCAAGUAAAAGAUGUGAAAAUUGGAUUAAAUAUAGGUCAAACUAUUGUAAAUACUAAAGGCAGUCCACAGGAGGCCCUACCAGUUAAUAUUUUGAACUCUGGCAUUUCUAAGGGAGAAGACAAAAUGAGCGCAGCCUUGAGCCCAUCCUUGACAAGUAGUACUGUGGUUCCUGUUCCAAGUUUCAUUAUGUCACCUAAUGAAUCUGUAUGUGUUGCAACAAAAGCUGUAAAUGCCUUUACAGUAACAACAGCAAAUGCAUGUGUAGAAUCUGUUUCAGUAACAUCAAGUGGCACUUCCUCUGGGACACAGCCUACUGUCUUGAUUGAUGCCAAUGAUCCCACAAAAAUAAGGCCAGUUCUGGGUAAUCGACUUUAUACAUCAAAUACUGGAAAUACUGUGGGUAUAUCAACUGUAAAAACAGGACAUCUUGCUUCAUCUGUGCUGAUUUCAACACAGCCAACAGUAUCUCCACAAAGUUUAGCAUCUGCUCUGCAAUUUCCAGUCAUUAGCUCACCUGGAUCUGCAGGCACCCCUCACAAGGUGUUACAUACAGUUCCUCAGUUGGCAGCAGYUCCAGCUCCUGUUCCAGUACCAAAAAGCCAGUUGCCCACACUGGUUCAGUUUCAGUCAUCAGGAAUUUCAGCUGCUGUGUCAAACCAUGCAGGUAUUCACAAACCUCAGAGUGUGUUGCCCCCUCCAUCACCAAAUACAGGUGAAGGCAUUAGUUUUCCCAAUUUUUCUGCCCUACAGUGCCAGCAGGUGCCUCCCAGUACAGACAAGCAAAGUAAUGCUUGUACUUGUGCUUCUACUUGUGUUCAGAUGUCUGAAGCUUCACCACCUGUAACAAGCAAAACAGGAGGUCAGUUCAAUGAACCUUCCAUUCAACAGAAAAUAGUCAUUAAUACCUGUAUGCCUUUGGCACCUGGAACUCAGAUAAUGAUUAAUGGUACUCGUUUUGUUGUUCCACUGCAAGGCCUUGGAGCUGGCAGCCAUGUUCUUCUUCUCUCCUGUAAUACGAAACAGACUCCUUUAACUGUUAACCAUGGUCAAGAGCCUCAAGGUGUACCAACUGUUAAUCCAAUAACCUCGAAAAUCAUCCUAGCACCAAGUCAUUCAUUAAGUUGGCAAAUACCAAAACAUCCUUUGAAAAGCUCUACAAAAAUUGUGAACUCUUUUGGAGCUGCAGAUGCUUUACCUGUUGUACAUGCAACACCCCAGAUAUUUAGUGCUCCAGCUAGCUCAUGUACUCCAUUGUCUGCGGGAAAUCUGUCUGUAUCUUCAGUGGCAAAAUCUCCUGUUAAUGUAGCUACAUCUUCUGUUUCUGCUGUUCAUCCUCCAAAUUCUCAUUUACCAAGCAGCACUUCAAUGUUUCACUUAGACACUUCUAUCAAAAAACUGUUGGUCAGUCCAGAGGGAGCCAUAUUGAAUGCACUACAUACUCCAGCACCAAAAGUUUCUUCCCUGUCUUCAUCACUGCUUCCUGUUGUUGUUUCCACAAGUAGAAAUCCUACCACUGUCUUCCCUACAUCUCAGUCAUCUUGCCUUGAUAAACCUGACAAAGCUGCAUCCUGAAUUUACUGCAGAUGAGCCACUUUGAAAUUCUGGGGCAUUCUUCAAACCUUGGAAGUUGUAACUAUUGAGUUAUUUCUUACAGUGUUUUAAACAGUUGAUUUAUUCCAUAUUACUAAGGUUACAGUUCUUAGCUGUUUACCUGUGGGGAUUUGAAGGAAGAAAGACUUCAGUUUGUCAGAAAUUUUCGGAGAGUUCUCUAAUAAAAAACUCAAAAAUGACCAAUGAGUUCAUGAAACAGUUUGGAGAAAUCUCACKUUUUGCACAUGCUCCAUCUUAUAUUAUGGACUGUUUGCCAGUGUGUUUAUGACAGUAUAUAUUCCUUUUUUAUUUGUCAAAUUUAUUUUUGACUUGUUUCUUUUAAAAAAAAAUUAUGCAUUGUAAAAAUGCGAUCUAUAGUAUAGGAUUGUACAUAUUCCUGAAUUCCUAAAAACCUGUGCUAAACAAUAUGUACAAAGAACUAUGCUGUCUUAUUUAUGUUUUGUUUACAUAAUGUAUAGUUUUUUAAGUAUUUUAGUAAAUUUGGACCAGUGUACUGUUUAGCAACAAUGCAGGAGAAUCUGCAUGUAAUAAAUCAAGUUGCUGUACUGCUUUGUGUUGGCAGUAGUUAAAAAUAUGUGGAUCUGGGAGAAUACAUGUGUGUGUGUGUGUGUAUUUAUAUAUAUACACAUAUAUACAUAUAUAUGUAUGUACAUACACAUAUAUAUACAUAUAUAUGUACAUAUAUAUACACAUACAUAUUUCUUUUGGGAUAUGGUAGAAUGACAUUAUUUAAUCUCUUCAGUUCUUCUCUGAUUUUACAUUUCACGUGAUUUCACCAGAUUUGGAAGGAAGGCCUCCUUAUUGCUCUUCAUGAUAAUAGGGCAGGAUAACACAUACUUCAUCCAUUCUUAAUGGUUUGGUUGUAUUGCCUAAAUAACUCCAGUGAAGUGUUAAGGCUACAAAUGGCUUCCUAGACACCAGUGUAAGUCACACUGAUUGUUGUUAAGGACUACCAUGCUUUGUCUCAAAGCUCAAAAGAUCUGUUGAACAGUUCAUUUUUCUCUGUUUUACAGUCCUGUAUGCAUUUCCACAUAUCUGGUAACUGUAUCAAGGUCACUCACUAAUCUUCCCUCUAGUCAUAACAAACUACCCAUUUGUUACACUGGUCAUGCUUUCUACAUCUGUGUGUUUUCUUUAGCUUGUCUGGAAGGAGACAGACCUUCUUUAGGUCUAUCUGGAAGGAGGCUGCUAAAACAUCACACAAUAUUAAAAGAAGCUUUAUUAGUGCUUUGAAUGGGGAUAAUUCACAUAUUGCAUAAACCUUCCUUUUUUUAUACAGUGUAUUCAGUAUUUAUUGACUUAGUUCAGCAUUUGAUCUGAYAAAGCCUUUGGGUUUUCUGCAGAUUUGCUGAGUUCACAACUGCCUGCUGCAGUGCUCAUGGAGAUAUGUUUUUUGAUAUCUUUUGUGGUUUUACAUAGAGAGAAAGGGUGCCCAUCUUAUGGAAGAUGAUGAUUUUAGAAUUGUAGUCUUCGUACGUGUUGGAUUUUUUGUGGAGUUUGUUGGUUUGGGGUUUUUAGAAACUAGAAGCAAAGAUUUCAGAAAAGCUUAUGAAUUAUAGUUGCCUUUUAAAUAGCUGUGACUUCAAAGGGGAUAAGAGCUUACAUAUCUGUAUUUAGCAGUGUUAGAUGAGUUUCAUAAAGAUGAAGCUUCAACCUUGCUCCUCAACCUAUUGAAUUUUCUACUUCCCUUCUCCUUUAGCUGUACACAGUUUGGCAGUUCAGUUAUUGGGUUGAGGAACAGGACCACAUCUUACUCCCUCUUUGUCGGCUGCCCUGUAAAUGGUUCUGGAAUAUAACCUGGUAACUAUUUAGCUAAAGUUCUGGGAAAAGGGGGGGAAGAAAGGCUUGUGCCUUCUGCAGAGGACGUUUCCUUUUGCACUAACUAAAAGAACUGCAUUGGGAAAUUGCAUCUUUCUGGAUCAGAUAUCUCCAUCUUACCUGAGCGCUGGGARAGAUGGAAGCUGUCAGUUUUGGAAUGAAAGAAGGUUUUUUUAAAUUUAGAGAAAGCUACCUGCUGCACAUGUCCUACUUCUCAUUAAAGGUGUUCUGUAACUGAUUUUGCAGACAUCUGGUAGUAAUGGUUCUGCCUGCCAGAGUUUACAGUACUAAGGAUUUUUAAGUCUGACUGCAUUUCACAGUUGAAUGCUGCAGGUGAUUUUUCCAGCAGAGGGAGAUGACAGAGAAUGACAGUUUCUUCAUGGACAUUUUACAUGUUCUAAAACCAUACAUACCAGCAACUCAUUUUCUUUCACUUGGUUGAACCUUGGAACUCACUUUCUUGAAUUUUUCUCUUUUUGCAAUGUUUUUUUCUCUUUUUUUUUUUAUUUUUUAUUUAUAUUUACUGUAGAGUGAGUUGUCUACAUUGUUUGGAAAGCUCAAGACUAGGUUCUAGUAUUGGAGAUGUUCUUGAUGGGAAAAAAUUCUUGCAUGACAUUUUUCUGUGUGCUAAUGUAGUAGAAAGAUGUAUGCUAUAAUUGAUUCUAAUAAAGGGAAAAGUUAGAAAAGUUGAACUGAGGAACUCAGGACUUGAGUAACUUGCUUGAAUGAUUUCCAAGAAAUUUUCUGAAUUAAUAUAAUAAUAUUUUAUGAUUUUCAUAAAUAUUUUAUAAUUUGGCAGACAUAAACUUUAUAACAUGAAAAGUUUGAUUCAGUUUGAUGAGASUUUUCAUACAUUUUUAUUCUCUGCUAGACAUAUGUUCACAUUCCAAAUCCUGUUUGAGAAAGACUUGAGACUGCUACGUAAUGGGCUUGCAACAUUCAUUGCAUAAACCCAAACAUUAGUAAUUUUUGUUAAUAAAAUCCCAAUUCUCAAUACUCCUGUCUGAUAAUAUAAAUGUCAGUCAGAGAUAAGCCUUUUUUUCAAAUGAAAGUAAAUACCCAUUGACAAUUUGCUAUGUACCUUUUGCUCUUUACCAAAAGUGUAGUGCUACCAUUAGCACAAAAAGUGGAUUAUAUUCAGACAGAAUGAAAAAGCAGAACUGCCUGUAUCUUGACUUGAAGUUAAAAACACAUUUAAUGAAGCAUAUAAACAUAGAAAUAUAAAUCAACCUUUUAAGAAAAUACGUUUCACUUUUCAGAGCUUGUAAAAUGCCUUGCUUUUAGACUCCAUCAGAUAUUUUAUACAGGUGUGCAUAUGCUGUAUCACAUGCAAAAUUUCAGGUUUAUUAACGACUUUGAAUAUUUUGAAUUACAUCCUUCUAUUUACUUGAACGGAAAUGUUCUGCACAAUGAUUUUGCUUUGCUAGGAGUAGAAAACUGCAUUAACAUUGCUUCACUGUUCAAACCCCCAUGUGUGUGAUGCCAUUUUCUUGUAGGGAUUCUGCUACACUAGAAACAAUAAAAUUUCACAAAUCUUAGGCAUCAUAGAAGUGUCUAUUCAAACCAAGUCAUUCAAAUGUGUACUGAUUUCACUGUGUGACAUAGCAAAGGGUUCAAUAUGUAAAGGGAAGCAAAAAUUCUCCUGCUAACUGAGUGUAGAGAAACUAAUCUGUUUCAUGGGAGUGGGUCAGAAAAUUACUGAAAGUUAUCGUUUGAAGGGUGUCCAUGGCCACCACAAUGUGUGUGGUUCAUAGUUGGUUUUGCUUAUACUUUGUGGUAGCGCAGAAUUUUAGUAGCCUGAAUUAAUUUUAAAGUAAAUUAAUGAUUUUCAUUAAGGCAUGGAUGUUUGUUAUGUUUGUUAAGGAAUGUUUCCUUUAAAAAGAAUGGCCAGAGGUGCUCACAAAGACUUCAUCUCAUGUAGACUGCUCCUUACAAGCUGCACCUAAAAUGAGUUUAAUGGCUCAAAGUAAAAUUAAUAAAAAAGAUUAAUAAUGCAGCAUCAGAUAUAAGGUCCAUCUAUCCUAUUAUCAUGGCCAUCUAUCCCAGCAUCACCUAGUCUCUUGAAGCAGUCAACAGUAGCAUUCCAAAAGAGCCCAGUAAGAGGCUUGAAUAUGCUUUUAGUAUCCACUAAUGUGUGGGCCAGUCUUCUUCACACAGCUGUGAUUUUUUUCAGUUUAAUAGCUUUCGGCGUAUUUCUCUUGAUGAGGUACACUAAUUCUUUCAAGAAUUCAUGCAAGCCUGUAAAAAAACUAUUACCAUGCASAGCAUCUACUGGUAAAGAGUAUGUAAAGAAAUCUCCUUUUUGUUUUCCAAACCUGUCAUCUGCUAGUUUCAUUUGAUGCAAAUAAUAUUUAUACUGUAAGAUACAAUAAGCCUUUGCUCUUUGUUAUUUUUUUCAUGUGGCCUAUGUAGACCUUUGCCAUGUUUGUUGUCUCUUUUCUAGAAUAAAGAGAAAUCGUGAAUUCAAUUAUUUCUUUCAGUGAAGUAAUCAGUUGCUGUUAUUGCUGUGUAUAUAUUUUCAAUUUUACUAUAUCCUGGAGAUAUGGUAUCAGGUGCAUAUUAUGAAAGCACUAUGAUCUAUUCAGCAGUGUGUUGAUGAUUUUCCUUUCAUAAUUAUUAUUUCAAUGUUGCUGGAUUGGUUUCUGCCUAUUGUUUAGCCUCAUACUAACUUUUUCAUAGAAGUAUCAAUUGUAAACCACCUUCACAUCAGUAUCAACUCAAUUAUCCUACAAAACUAUACCACUUGCAGAAUAUUGUAGCUGUAAAGAUACGAUCUUUAAACGAGGUUAUUGAAACCACUGCAAGUCUGGCACUCCCUAGUUUGCUUGGUUUAACUCUCUAGAAGGUGUAAAAGGAUAAACUGCUCUAAUGAUUUUGAACAGGCUGCUUUUUUAAUGUCAUUAUUUUUGUGUAUAGGGUACAAGAUAAGGUCUCUAUAUAGUCAUYUAAUACGUAUUGGCAUCCAGAUAAAGAUUUUUUAGUUGUCGAAGAAGCCACUUUGUGAAUGUCAGACAGAGUAACGAUAUUUUAAGAUAUUUUGCUUGAAACUACGGUAGCAUAAAAGCAAACUUUAACAUCCUGAUAUAUCUUGAUGUAUUUUCUUCUUUUCUCAAAAUAUGGAAUUGUUUGGUCAGUAAUCAAACCUGGAUGUCUUGCAUAAACUUGGAAGCCAGGAUACUUCAUUGUUUCAUAUGUGACUGGUCCAGAAGUUCUUCAGAAAGUUGGUGUUCUUACAGUAUUUUAUUACAAUCUCAGCUGAGUUAAAUGAAA